AUUCGACCAUCUGAAACUUGAAAGUUGGCGUUGGCAAUGUGCCACACGAUGGUGGCAAUGCACACGAGUCCCUUGUUCUACUGUAGCUUUAAUAGUGAAACUUGGAAGCGCUCCCCAUGUUGCAUCUGAUUGCAAGCUGCAUGAUCGCUUGAAUGCGAUACUUUGGUUAGUUCGUGAAGCCCGUUCCGACUCUCUUCUAUAAGGCGAAGGACCCCAGCUGCCCAUCGCAGAAGUGAAUCAGAAAGGGUAACUGAGCUUUGGAUGCCAGAGAUGGUUUUAUACAUUUGCGCAAGCAGAGCUGAACAACUUGAGAUCUGAAGCUUCCAAGUUUAAAUUUCAGCAAUGGAAUCUCCAUCUGCAGCUGAAAGCUCUCAGUCAGCCGUGGGUAUCCUCUUAUCGACAAUCGCGGAUCGGAACCUCAGCAGUGAUAUCCUGGAGAACGGGACGGGCCCCGACAUCGAAGAUGGGGUGAAGCAGCUGCAGCACGUGCGGCUUGAUCGAGAGAAUAUUGUGUCCAUCAGCGGCGAGAUACUGCCUCUCCUGCCAAACAUCACAAACCUGUACCUACAACAGAACCGCAUCGAGUCGCUUCUCCCACUGGCAUCAGCGACCAACCUGCGGUUCCUGACGGUGGCGGGGAACAAGCUGACCUCAACGAGAGGGCUGGAGAAGCUGACAAAGCUUCUAUUCCUGGACGUAUCAGACAAUCUGAUUGCUUCUUUAAAUCCUGGAGCGGACCUCCCGACGGGGCUGUCCUUUCUUGACCUGCGCAACAACCCGUGCUGCUCCGACCUCACUCUGACCAAGCAAGUGUGCGAGGCCCUGCCCGACCUACGGACCCUCAACGGCCAGAACUUGGACGAGGAGUCUGAGCUGGACGACGACGGGCCGAGCGUUCACAGUGGAGGUGCUCACCAUCUGGGGGAAGAAGACCUAGAAAGCCCAGGGGCGGAUGGCGGUUUGACCGCAGAGUCGAGGGAGAUGAUACAGCGGUCUCGGAAACGGGUUGAACAGGAUCGCGAGGACAGCCUGGAGACCAUCUCGGAGUUGCGGCACUUGCAAGCCAACACGGCAGUGCGGUUGAAGGAACUGCAGCUGCAAACGGGUGAGCAGUCCGGGAAGCAACAGCCGUCGUCAUCCUCGGAGCAUUCUUAGCAAGCCAUGUCGUGGUUACAUAGGUCGACGCAGAUCCACAUGCACACAACAAGUAGAGUCGGCAUUCGGUAGGAAGUCCCGACUGCCAAGCUCAUCAGGCAACGCAAGAACUGAUUACUAUUAGCGGUAGGUCUACAGGACAGCCUGGGGGUGUGGAUCUGUGGUUCAGGAAUUGUUGCGUCUAUCCAGUGCUUCUGAUACGGUGUGUAUAGUAUCAAGCGAGGUCGGAUAAGCAAAUAGGCGCUCUCUUACCCUUUCAAUUGGAGCUCUGUUGUUUACGAAGUGCAGGUCUAGUCAGGUAGGCUCGGAAAUCUCUUUCAGAGUAGAUUAGAGUUUGCUUUUGGUACUUGGUACCUAGCAGGAUUGUGUCUGACAACAGCAAUCAAUUGCAAGCAGUAUGCGGCAAUGAUAAGACCUGUGGCCAUCUUGGAUGUUUCUCAGCCGGUGUAUACACCACCGUAAUCAUAUGAGGCUCUGCUGAUGCAACAGCCUGAGGUACGUG
Messenger RNA from Klebsormidium nitens, 1657 nucleotides. Lineage: Eukaryota; Viridiplantae; Streptophyta; Klebsormidiophyceae; Klebsormidiales; Klebsormidiaceae. The record is from the annotation of a GenBank genome assembly.